Messenger RNA from Penicillium cosmopolitanum, 1311 nucleotides. RefSeq names its product DHHC family palmitoyltransferase. Gene Ontology annotation, molecular function: protein-cysteine S-palmitoyltransferase activity. The transcript is spliced from 5 exons. Gene Ontology annotation, cellular component: Golgi apparatus; endoplasmic reticulum. Gene Ontology annotation, biological process: peptidyl-L-cysteine S-palmitoylation; protein targeting to membrane. The record is from RefSeq and is a predicted model, not a curated record. Lineage: Eukaryota; Fungi; Ascomycota; Eurotiomycetes; Eurotiales; Aspergillaceae. Bases 1 to 1311 code for a protein of 436 amino acids.
AUGGCCGGCCCGGAUGCGCAAAAACGCGCCAACCUGGUGGUCUCGAGAAUCAUCCCGCCCGUGUUACUCGGCAUCGUCGUCUACGCCAGCUACGCCAUCACAAAACCCUUAUGCAUUGAUUAUCUCCUUCAUCCGUUACCCUCCUAUAAUCGCACUCCUCGUGUCGGUGCAGGCGCCGCCAUCCUGGUUAUAUUUUACCUCCUCUUAAUCCUCCUCAUAGCGACAUACCUUCGCCUACUGUAUAAUGUCAUCAAAAACCCGGGUUUCCUUCCUCUUGGUGCGGAUCGCGUGAAGAUCGAGAAAGCAGAGGAUUCGGAGAAGUCACAAAAGCAGCGCCGGCGCCGGCGCUCAAGAAAGCCGCGCGAUGCGGAGAAGGUUGAUGCGCCUGUGGACUUAGAGCAAGGAACUCGCAACAGUGCUGGGGAGACAGUUUGUGAUUCAGAUUCAUCUGGCUUGGAGAGCUUCUAUACAAAGGAUGUAUUUGUUUGCCAGGAGGAUGGGCGGCCGCCUUAUUGCUCCGCUUGUUGCCAAUUCAAGGCCGACCGAUCGCACCACUGCCGUGAGCUUGAUCGUUGUGUUCGCAAGAUGGAUCACUUUUGUCCUUGGGUUGGCGGCGUGGUUUCGGAAACAUCCUUCAAAUUCUUCAUCCAAUUCGUCUAUUAUACAGCUACAUUCUGUACCUUUGCUCUCAUUGUUACUGCAUAUUUUACAGCUGAACUUAAACGCAAUACUGGCAGCGUCAACGCGCAUUGGUGUGUUUGUAUCGGGUUGAGUGGUCUUUUUGGUCUUUUUACCGCCGGGAUGACCUUGAGUUCCCUCCAACUCGCCGCACUCAAUCUCACAACCAUUGAGAAUCUAAGCCGUCGAUCCGUGGUAUGGACAUUGGCCAUCCGCGUCCCUGAUCAUCUAUUGGCUCGACUUUUCACCAUGGAUUCGCCCUGGGCACCCACAUUUCGCAUGGUCACAUACCCUCUAGAAUCAUCUACCCCAACACAAGCACAGACAACCGAGCACGCCGUUGCCGAGCGUCACGUCUUUGCUAUCCUCCACACGCAACCCGGCGAGAAUCCGUUCAGUCUCGAUAGCCCGCUCAAGAACAUGCAACAAGUCAUGGGAAACAACAUCAUUGAUUGGUUUCUCCCGCUCAAACACAGCCCGUGUGCCAACCAUAGCAGCCAAGAGAGCGCCUUCGCCCUAGGCCCGGUGGUUACACGAUUGAAGCAGGAGGCCGGGUUACUGCCUCCGCCCGAGAAUGGUCUCGAACGGCAGCAUUCUAAACAUAGUCGCAGAAGCAACAAACAUAGACCUUGA